Molecule: messenger RNA, 1065 nt
Organism: Porites evermanni
Lineage: Eukaryota; Metazoa; Cnidaria; Anthozoa; Scleractinia; Poritidae
Source: the annotation of a GenBank genome assembly
AUGGCGAAUAGAACGCGCCUUCAAGACCAAUCCACUGAAGAAGCAAAGUUCAAUAUAUUGAACCCCGAUGGCGCGUUCGCUGCCCAAGACGCACAACCGGGAUCGUUGCAGCAGCACUGUCGCACGUUCAUUUUACAGUCGGUUGGUCUCAAGCGAUUGGCGCGCAUCGUCGAUCUGCCAAUUCCGCAGACAAUGGUUAACUUUUUAGCCAAUCAGCUCUCAGUUGACGAUUUUUACGUCAAUCGAAAUAACUUGAACUCAGAACAUUUGACGCAUUGUGUGUACCCUGCUAAGUGUCUAUUGGACAUGUCGGAGGUUUUACUGAAGUGCGUUCCUCCGUGUCUUGCUGAUGAGCGAGUCAAGUCGAUCAUGGAAGCUUGGAAGGGGGUAAGCCAUCCAAAUAUUACUCAUAAUCUAGUGCAGUUCAACCAGGGCGGAACCGAAAUAAUCGUCUUUGAAUACCCCCCAGUUGCGCUUGUGGAUGUCCUUACAGAGCAGAGAGAACUACGGAGGCUUUUGCCUGAAUACUUAAUAUGGAAAGCUUUUAGUGGGCUGUGCUCCGCUGUUAAAUAUCUCAACGAGAAAGGAAUUAUCUACGAGACUUCAAAACCUACCGAACGGAUUUCUUUUGAUGAAAGCGGAGCCUUGAAACUGGACAGCGGUUUGCUAUACAUGGCCUCUGCACAGGAUAACAUGAACGCAAUGGCUAUGGGGGAUAGUAACACCGGACUAUAUUCCCCGCCGGAAGUUUUGAAGGGGCAACAAUUUAGCCCUGCAAGUCAAGUAUGGCUACUUGGGUGCGUCCUUUAUGAGCUUGCGGCAAUGGAACCCGCUUACAAAAUCCAAGGCACAGACAUGUUCACCGCGUUAGCAAAUAUAAUGGAAGGGAGACUACCUCCAGAGAUCAAUGCCUGCUUCUCUGAUGACUUAAAGACGACGAUAAACGAAUGCCUAAGAGGUGAUCCCGAAUCGAGGCCGAGCGUAGAAGAACUUACGAACAGGGCAACAGUAGUUACGGCGAGAAUGCACGAGGGGUAUCAAGGACGGGAGAUUGUGGAUCUUUAA